AUGAGCUCGCGUUUGGAACAUCAGAAGAUGGAAGGAAACAAUCUCUUACCCGCGUUGAAGGCUCGUACAGUCGAUCUGGAGAAGAAGCUCGAGGAGAAAGAUGAACUUUUGAAAGUCGCCAACAGCAAAGCUGAGGAGCUCCGGGAGACUGUAUCAGUACAAAAACAAACCAUCAACGAACAAAACAGCACCAUCUCAUCGAUUCAAAAUCUUGAAGCUUGGCAUGAAGGUGUUUGCGAAGCGGCAGGUCUUCAAUUUAAUUGGCAAGAAGGAUACAAGAAGCUAUGGUCAGCUUAUUCAAAUCAAGCUAAGGAGCUCGAGGCUUUCAAGCAGGCUGAUAUUUUGGAGGGCGCUUCCAAUCAGUUUGCUGAUCUCAGAAAAACUAUGUCAGCUCAAUAUCAAAUCAUAACACAGAAAGAUGAACUUAUUGCGGAAAUGAAUCUUACUUCAAGAGACAAAGAUUUGACUAUAACAGAGAAAGACUUGCUGAUUUCAAGUGCGGAUCCCAAUACCUUUCCCCUUUAUGCGGAUAUCAACAUUGCUCAUCUCAGCGGGCUUGUGUCUAGAAAGGAUAAAGUCUAUGCAAGUAGUGUCAAGGAGGUGCAAGUGGAUAUCAUGGGAAGGACGAUCAAUGAUCGUGUCAUCAGUUUUUUGACUGGCCAGCUCAUUCUUUUUUCCGAAAAGUACGAUCGUGUCAACGCUGUAUGUCAGCAUCAGAUGAUUACGGAUUCACUCAAGAAGCCGCUCUACGAGAUAGGACUGAAGGUUCGAGCUCGCGAGAUGAGGAACGCUAUCGCUUCCAGAACUAGUUCCAUCCCUAGAGAGAAAAUCACAAGUCCUGGAAACCACGCUGCACAUGGUGCAGAUGCAUUCGCAGAUGCUCAGAUGUUUCUUGAGACUGACUCCAAGACUGACGUUGGUCGUGUAAUUUCUGGUAAGCGGGAGCAAUUAGAGUUUACAUACCUUGUACCGCCAGAAACGGUUCAUAAGUUUGGGAGUGUAUGGAAUGACUCAUAUUUUCCCAAAUUCAUACAGCUCUUAGAUCUUUAUCAAGACUUGAAGAUAUGGCGUAAUGAGGGGAUCGGAAGUCUAGAAUCUGCCAUCCGGAGAUACCAUAUUAAACGCCUUGUCAAUAGAGUCUAUUCUUUGAAAGAACUUCACAAUGCGGAGUUAUUUGAUGAAGACAAAGCAGCAAUUAAGAAAUUCAACUAG
Messenger RNA from Botrytis porri, 1212 nucleotides. RefSeq lists its product as uncharacterized. The coding region runs from base 1 to 1212 and encodes 403 amino acids. Lineage: Eukaryota; Fungi; Ascomycota; Leotiomycetes; Helotiales; Sclerotiniaceae. The record is from RefSeq and is a predicted model, not a curated record. The transcript is spliced from 3 exons.